UAGCAAUUCUAUAACUCUAUACAUGGGCGCCUUACAGUUCAAGUUGUUUAGUGCUUUGUGCUCCAUCUGCUUAAUAGCAAACGCAGAACUAAUAAAUUAUCUCCCCGGGCAACCCAAGAAAGUUACCUUCAAGCAAUACUCUGGUUAUAUCGUAACGGAUGAAGAGUAUGGUAGAUCCUUAUUCUAUUAUUUUGCUGAAGCACAAUCAAAACAUGCACUCACUCUCCCUCUGACAAUUUGGCUAGGCGGAGCAAAUGGUUGUUCUUCGGCUGGGAAUGCUAUAUUCACUGAAAAUGGACCAUUUAGGCCAACAAAAGAUGGCAAACUAAUAACAAACGCAUACUCUUGGAAUGUAGCGUCGAACAUGCUGUAUGUAGACUCCCCAAUUGGAACUGGUUUUUCAUUCUCCGAUACAAGCUCAGACUAUACCAAUUGGAAUCAAACCAUGACGGUAAAUGAAAAUAUGAAGUUCCUUCUCAAGUGGUUUGAGAAAUUUCCUCAAUACAAAAUCUCUGAUUUAUACUUGGCUGGAGAUGGUUCUGGAGGUUUCUUAGUUCCGCAAUUUGGUGCACUAGUGCUUGAAUACAACAAGAAAACAGACACGCCAGUGAACUUGAAAGGCCUUGCCCUUGGCAACCUGGGUCUAGGUACUCCGGGUUUAGCGCAUGAUGAUUAUUUAUGGUACCAUGGAGCCAUCUCUGAAGAAUUAUACAUUAUGCUAAAGACAGUAUGUAGUUCUGUAAAACAAAUCAAUGAAUCGCAACAUGGAAACAUGUCGAGAGAUUGCCAAAAAGUGUCGGAUAUGUUGGAUGAGGAAAUAGGCGAAGACUUCAAUAUGGAGAGUUUUCUUAUGCCCAAGUGUGUAUCCUCAAAUUCGAUUGCUAGUGAAGAUAUCAUUGGAGACCCUUGCCUUUCUCAAAACACAUUGGACUAUUUAAAUCAACCCGAAGUUACUAAAGCUUUACAUGUCAAUAAGAAACGCUCACCCAAGCAUUGGGAUAUUUGUGAAGGGCAACUUGAGUGUCGCAAGUCCGCAUAUUUGAUUAAAAACUUUGGGGCACUGGCAAGACUUCUAGAGAGACAUAUCCGUCUUCUGCUUUAUAGUGGAGAUCAAGAUGUACUUAAUCCCGUUGUAGAGACUAGGAAAUUUGCACAAAUGCUUGCUAAAGAAUUGCAGCUCAUCACAUUGCAGAAGAACAGACCUUGGUAUGAUGGCUCUCAGGUUGCGGGAUGGAGUGAAGGAUUUGGAAAAUUGAAGGAAGGAAUAAAUGUGACAUACUUGACUUUUGCAUCUAUGAGGGGUGGAUCUCAUUUUGCUCCAUCUACUUCUCCGUCAAAAGCUUUGAAACUUUUCAAAGCAUUUCUAGAGGGAUCUUCACCUGCCAUCAUUAUCUAACUUAUAAUCGCUUUGCCAAAAAAAUACACAUCCACCAGUGUUGGAGAUUUAUUGAAAAUAAAGCUCAAGUGUUAAUUGAUAUGGCCCUUCAACAUUUUAUAGUGUUGUAAUUUAUCAAAGUGGUGCUAUAAGAAUAUUUUCA
Messenger RNA from Cuscuta epithymum, 1538 nucleotides. NCBI's taxonomy places the organism in Eukaryota, Viridiplantae, Streptophyta, Magnoliopsida, Solanales, Convolvulaceae. The record is from the annotation of a GenBank genome assembly.